Girardinichthys multiradiatus is the source of this 1893-nucleotide messenger RNA. It is a transcript of the gene syt2b, whose product is annotated as synaptotagmin-2. Lineage: Eukaryota; Metazoa; Chordata; Actinopteri; Cyprinodontiformes; Goodeidae. The record is from RefSeq and is a predicted model, not a curated record. The coding region runs from base 375 to 1676 and encodes 433 amino acids. The transcript is spliced from 9 exons. Gene Ontology annotation, molecular function: calcium-dependent phospholipid binding; clathrin binding; syntaxin binding. Gene Ontology annotation, biological process: regulation of calcium ion-dependent exocytosis; regulation of dopamine secretion; calcium ion-regulated exocytosis of neurotransmitter. Gene Ontology annotation, cellular component: synaptic vesicle membrane; dense core granule; axon.
GAACAUUGCCGGGAAAUACAGCAGUGGAACUCCACCGGUCCUGAUGCUGGAGCUGAUUUCAGUGUUAGACCUAUGUUAAUCAAUGUGAGUGUUUCCUGUCCUCUCUUCCUCAUUUGAGAUACAUCAACAGCACCCCAAGCCAAGAAAUCUUGUUUGGGAGUGUCUCUUUGGACCACAAGACCCCAAGUGAUUGUGGGAUUUGCCAGUACUGGGCUUUAUUAUUACUUUUUUGAUUAUUUGCAAUUUGUUUCCAGUGUGGGAGGAUCCUAAAAGCUGACUGUUGAGAUUUUUUUUCUGCUGUCAAGCACGUAACCAAUCCUGCUAUCUGCUUCCACUACUCAUUCCUUAAGGGACAUAGCCCCUAGUCUUCAGCAAUGAAGUUCAACUUGUUCAAAAAGCCUCAGGCCGUUGCGGCUGCUGAGCCAACUAGCGCCACCACCGUGACCAUGGCUCCCUCCAUUGUCCCAAUCUCCACCUCUGCUCCAGACACUUCAGGCAACAACACAGAGAUCAGCAAGAAUGACAUGUUUGAGCAGAUCAAAAGCAAAUUCUUGAAUGAAAUUGAUAAAAUUCCACUUCCUCCAUGGGCUUUGAUUGCUAUUGCUGUGGUGGCAGCAUUGCUUGUCCUCACUUGUUGCUUCUGCAUAAUCAAAAAAUGCUGUUGCAAGAAGAAGAAGAACAAGAAAGGAAAGAAGGGCAAGGACGGCUUUAACAUGAAGAACAUGCAAGGUGGCGAGAAACACCAGGAUGACGAUGAUGAAGAAGAAGGGGAGACUGGAAUGACAGAGGAGGAGAAAGAGGAAGAGGAGAAAGAAGAAGAAAAACUGGGAAAACUCCAAUACUCUAUAGAUUAUGACUUUGAGAACACAAAGCUGACAGUUGGCAUCCUUCAAGCUGCAGACCUCAUGUCAAUGGACUCCGGAGGUACCUCUGAUCCUUACGUUAGGGUACAUCUUUUUCCCGAUAAGAAGAAGAAGUUUGACACCAAGGUGCACAAGAAAACACUGAAUCCAGUCUUCAAUGAGACCUUUGUUUUCAAGGUGCCCUACGAGGAGCUGGGUGGAAAGACCAUUGUCAUGUCAGUGUACGACUAUGACAGAUUUUCCAAACAUGAUGUCAUAGGUGAAGUGAAGUUGCCCAUGAAUACUAUUGACCUUGGACGUCCAAUUGAAGAAUGGCGGGACCUGGAGAGUGCUGAUCAAGAGGAGCCUGAGAAACUUGGAGACAUCUGCAUCUCUCUCCGUUAUGUCCCCACUGCUGGAAAACUCACAGUCUGCAUCCUGGAGGCAAAGAAUCUGAAGAAGAUGGAUGCAUGUGGCUUGUCUGAUCCCUAUGUGAAGAUCCAGCUCCUGCAGGGAGGAAAGCGCCUGAAGAAAAAGAAGACAAAUGUGAAGAAGAACACUCUAAAUCCUUAUUACAAUGAAUCAUUCAGCUUUGAAAUCCCACUGGAACAGAUGCAGAAAAUCUUGGUGGUUAUCACAGUGUUUGAUUAUGACAAGAUAGGUAAGAAUGAUGCCAUUGGAAAAAUCUUUGUUGGCAGCAAGGCUACCGGCUUGGGUCUUAAGCACUGGUCAGACAUGCUGGCUAAUCCCCGCCGCCCCAUUGCCCAGUGGCACCCACUGCAGCCAGAAGAGGAUAUCGAUGGUCAGCUUGCAGCACUGGCAGCAAAGAAGUAACAAGCCUCAUCAACCAGCUAUUGCUCUUACUCGGAAAAUCAUCCACACUUUGCAUGAAUCCAAUGACUUAACAAAUGACUCAGCAAAAAAGAGACAUCUUAGGAUAACGUCUUAUACUAUGGGAAGAAACUUGUGCCAUCAGAAACUGAAUUUGAAUUUCUCAGACUGAAUCUGUAUUUGUGUAAUUUGAAAUUAAAUGCAUUGAUUUGAAACUGAA